Caenorhabditis briggsae is the source of this 177-nucleotide messenger RNA. NCBI's taxonomy places the organism in Eukaryota, Metazoa, Nematoda, Chromadorea, Rhabditida, Rhabditidae. The coding region runs from base 1 to 177 and encodes 58 amino acids. The transcript is spliced from 2 exons. The record is from RefSeq and is a predicted model, not a curated record.
AUGACUCCACGAAAUAUUGCGAUUGACCUGAGCAGAAUUAUCAUUCUUUAUGUGUUCAUCGUUCUCAUCGUUUACGGCAUCUGGAUGCGUGCUAUGGGCCCAGUCUUCCAAGUAAUGGUCAAAUACCAGCCACCUUCUGGCGAGAAACGUGUUCGGCCAGUCAUGGAGGAAGUCUGA